Messenger RNA from Ochlerotatus camptorhynchus, 2046 nucleotides. RefSeq names its product organic cation transporter protein. The coding region runs from base 325 to 1836 and encodes 503 amino acids. Gene Ontology annotation, biological process: transmembrane transport. Gene Ontology annotation, cellular component: membrane. The record is from RefSeq and is a predicted model, not a curated record. NCBI's taxonomy places the organism in Eukaryota, Metazoa, Arthropoda, Insecta, Diptera, Culicidae. The transcript has 4 exons. Gene Ontology annotation, molecular function: transmembrane transporter activity.
AAAGUUUUACAUCUAGCGUGAACGGGUCCUAGAGAGAUCGCGAAAGCCAACAUACAAUUUGUGCUCUUUGUCGACGAAAAAAAAGAUUGCACUGCACUCCGAAGGCCACCAGCCACCACCGGUCCACGCCAGAGCGCAGCAGCGAACGUUGAUUGAUGAUUUCUGGAUGGGAUUGUUGCGCGAAAAGUGAGAGGAAGUGUAUGAGUUUACUGCGCUAGUAAUCUGUGAUCAUUUGUCUGCGAACGGAAGGCGCAGAUUGGAAGCAGAUUUGAAAAAUCGAUUAGCUGUGAUUAGCAGAAAUUGUGAUAAAUAUUUAAUAGGAAAAUGACUGCAACGACGACAGCGAAAAAGAGCGACUCCAAAUGGAACCUGGACCCGAUACAGAGGGCCAUGGGCCAGCUCGGUUGGUGGCACAUCUUGGUGUGCGCCGUAGUGUUCCCGCUCAAGUUCCCCGUGGCGUGGCAUCAGAUGGGUAUCAUCUUCCUGGGGGCAGCCAUGAAUUAUACCUGCGCGUCCAAUAGCACCUUGGACAGGUGUAGCAGCGAGUGCACCAGCUGGACCUACGAUACCAGUGUUUUCAGUUCGACGAUCGUCAGUGAGUGGGAUCUGGUCUGCGAGAAGGCCAAUUUGGUGAACCUUUCGCAAACUAUUUUCAUGUUUGGCAUUCUCGUUGGCGGUGUGCUGUUUGGAUCGCUGGCCGACAAGUAUGGACGUCGACCACCGUUGGUGAUUGCGGUCAUAAUUCAGCUAAUUAGUGGUGUCGGAACCGCCUUUAUCCCAUGGUUUUGGGGAUUCGUAGUUCUGCGCUUCAUUACGGCCGUUGCCACCGGAGGAACCAUGGUGACGAGUUUCGUUUUGGUGAUGGAGAUCAUUGGCCCGAAAUGGCGUGAGCUGUUCUCCGUUCUGUACCAGAUCCCGUUCAACCUGGGUCACCUGACGUUGGCUGGCUUCGCGUACUUCCUUCGAGACUGGCACACUCUGCAGUUUGGUCUGUCCAUCUUCUCCGUUCUGCUGGUUUCCUACUACUGGUUGGUUCCGGAAUCACCGCGGUAUUUGUUCACUUCCGGUAACACUGAGGGAGCCAUUCAGGUACUUGAAAAGGCAGCCAAGCGUAAUAAACUACCAACGGAGCACAUCCGAACCGAUGUGGAACAGUACGCAAAAACGAAAACCCACGGAGGUGUGGCCAAGGGUAACUUGUUGGAUCUGUUCCGGACGCCCAACAUGCGAGCAAAAACUCUCUACAUGUGCUUCAACUGGUUCGUCUGUGGGUUGGCUUUCUUCGGUGUGGCUCAGUACAUUGGCCACUCGGGUGGAGACAUAUAUACCAACGUAGCCAUCGGAGCAGCAUUGGAACUCCCCGGAACAUUGGUCUGUAUCUACAUGAUGAAGAAGUACGGUCGAAAAAAGACCCUGAUCACUUCGAACACGCUGACCGGUUUAACUAUGCUGGCCAUCGCUUUCGUACCUCCGUCCGUGACCUGGCUCAACGUAACACUGGCUUCUAUAGGUCUUGUAGGAAUGAGUAUUUCCUUCCCGACAGUAUACCUAUAUGCGGGUGAACUCUUCCCAACGGUCGUUCGGAACGUCGGUAUUGGAACUGCAUCUAUGAUUGCUCGAAUCGGCUCGAUGAUUGCACCAUUUGUCGCCGGUAUGGGAGUUAUCUCUCACUGGUUGCCACCGCUCAUCUUCGGAGUGAUUCCACUGAUUGGCGCCUUCUUUGUAUUCUUCCUGCCCGAAACGCAAGGACAUCCUCUGCCGGAAACCAUCGAAGAUGGUGAGAACUUUGGCAAACGGAAACAGCAAUCAGAAGGCGUCGAGAAUGGAAAGCUCUAGGACAGACCUUGCCCGGAAGCUUCAAUUCCUGUUAGCAUGUAUUACUCAGACUCGUGCAUUUGACACGGCGACACGAGAAAGCCACUCUAUUUUACUAUACCAGUUUUACUACCAUUAGUUAGGGUCAUCUGAUCUGUGAGGCCGUAGAUCGAAGGAUAAGCUCUUUUUCAUGUGUACAAAUGACGAUUGAUUAGACCUAAAUACCAAAAA